Parathielavia appendiculata is the source of this 1810-nucleotide messenger RNA. Its product is annotated as tubulin-domain-containing protein. Gene Ontology annotation, biological process: cytoplasmic microtubule organization; mitotic sister chromatid segregation; microtubule nucleation. Gene Ontology annotation, cellular component: spindle pole body; cytoplasm; nucleus. The transcript is spliced from 6 exons. The record is from RefSeq and is a predicted model, not a curated record. Gene Ontology annotation, molecular function: GTP binding; structural constituent of cytoskeleton. Lineage: Eukaryota; Fungi; Ascomycota; Sordariomycetes; Sordariales; Chaetomiaceae. The coding region runs from base 154 to 1542 and encodes 462 amino acids.
GGUUAUUUACAGAGUACUAAGUGAAACAGUCAGCAGACAGGGUUGCUCCUCUAAAGGUCUGGCGGGGCCCCAAAAACGCGUCUCCAACGGCAUCAACGCGUGCGCCUCUUCUCCCAGUAGUCUCGCAUUGCCGAUGCCCCAUAUGCCACCACCAUGCCCAGAGAAAUAAUUACCAUUCAGGCCGGCCAGUGCGGCAACAGCAUCGGCAGCCAGUUCUGGCAGCAGCUUUGUCAGGAGCACGGCAUCAGCCAAGACGGGAAUCUCGAGGACUUUGCUACAGAAGGCGGCGACCGCAAAGAUGUUUUUUACUACCAGAGCGACGACACACGAUACAUCCCAAGAGCCAUCCUGAUCGAUCUCGAACCACGAGUCAUUCAUGGCAUCCAGACAGGGCCUUACCGAAACAUAUACAACCCUGAGAACUUCUAUGUGGGCAAGAGCGGCGUGGGAGCCGGCAACAACUGGGGCGACGGGUAUCAGACGGGAGAGUCGGUGCAUGAAGAAAUAAUGGAGAUGAUCGACCGAGAGGCAGAUGGUAGUGACUCGCUCGAGGGCUUCAUGAUGCUGCACUCCAUUGCAGGCGGGACGGGGUCUGGGUUGGGGUCGUUUCUUCUGGAGCGGUUGAACGACCGGUUUCCCAAGAAAAUCAUACAGACAUACUCAGUCUUUCCAGACACGACCAACUCGGGCGACGUUGUUGUCCACCCCUACAACAGCAUGUUGACCAUGAGGAGGCUCACGCAAAACGCCGAUUCGGUUGUUGUUCUCGACAACGGAGCCCUCGCGCACAUCGCCGCCGACAGGCUACACCUCCAAGAGCCGUCGUUUCAACAGACCAACCAGCUCGUGUCGACCGUUAUGUCGGCCAGCACCACCACGCUCCGAUACCCGGGCUACAUGCAUAACGACCUGGUCAGCAUCCUGGCGUCGCUCAUUCCCACGCCGCGAUGCCACUUUCUCAUGACCGCCUACACGCCCUUCACGGGCGACCAGGUCGAGCAGGCCAAGACAGUCCGCAAGACGACCGUGCUCGACGUCAUGCGGCGGCUGCUGCAGCCCAAGAACCGCAUGGUGUCGACCGUCCCGGGCAAGAAGAGCUGCUACAUCUCCAUCCUCAACGUCAUCCAGGGCGAGGUAGAUCCGACUGACGUGCACAAGAGCCUGCUGCGCAUUCGGGAGCGUCGCCUCGCCACCUUCAUCCCAUGGGGCCCCGCCAGCAUCCAGGUGGCGCUGACCAAGCGCAGCCCGUACAUUCCCAUGGCCCACCGCGUGAGCGGGCUCAUGUUGGCAAACCACACCAGCAUUGCCACGCUCUUCAAGAGGAUAUUCAGGCAGUACGAGGGCAUGCGGAAGCGGAAUGCUUUCCUGGAGGGGUACAAGAAAACGACACCCUUCUCUGACAACCUCAGUGAGUUUGACGAGGCGAGAGAGGUGGUGGCGGAUCUCAUCGCCGAGUAUGAGGCGGCUGAAGACGCGAACUACCUGAACCCAGACAUGGGCGAGCAGGCGACAUCCGCUGAAACGGACAAGAGGCUGGGUUAAGGCGGUGUUGUGGGUACAGCUUGAGGAUAUAGCGUACUGGGCUACUGGUGUUGGGGACUCCGCUCUGGGAAAUUUGCGACAGGCGCUGGAAUGAGUGUUAUGAUAACGGCGUUUAGGAGCACAACCAUGCCGGCAAUGGCGGGCUCUCCUGCAUUGACCAUCAUUUUACGGAGAGAUCAUGAUUCCUACCCUUAAAAACAACAUGGCUUCAGACGACCAUUCAUGGUCCACGUUGAGAGUUGGUGUUAAGGCAGGCGAAGCUUGGCUU